Sorghum bicolor (sorghum) is the source of this 4393-nucleotide messenger RNA. Its product is annotated as pentatricopeptide repeat-containing protein At1g62910. The coding region runs from base 54 to 3095 and encodes 1013 amino acids. NCBI's taxonomy places the organism in Eukaryota, Viridiplantae, Streptophyta, Magnoliopsida, Poales, Poaceae. Gene Ontology annotation, molecular function: protein binding. The record is from RefSeq and is a predicted model, not a curated record. The transcript has 2 exons.
AAAAUACGUCACAGCUCACAAACAAUCCAUCGCAUCCUCUCUCGUACCCAAAAAUGCUCCGCCUCGCGCGCGUGCGGCGUCCAGCCACCGGCGCCGGCGCCGCCGUCUCGUCCAUCCGCCCGACCCGACCGCCUCCCGCGCCCUUCACAACCACCGCUUCCACCACCGAUACCUCUUCGUCCAUGGCCGCCGACCCGGACGGCGUGGCCGCGGAGGUGGCCACACUCCUUUCCCGCUGCACCGGCGACUGGAAGCAAGUCAUCGCCGCCUCCGACAUCCCCUCUCGGCUCUCUCCCGCUGCCUUAUCCUCCCUUCUCCGCCGCUGCAACUCCUCCCCGCGCCUCCACCCCAAGCUUCUGCUCGAUUUCUUCUACUGGUCCCGCACCCGCCUCGCGCCCUCGGCACCGGCCCCCGACGCCUUUGCCCACCUCGCCGUCUCCCUCUGUGCCGCCGGCCUAUACCCUCAGGCCAAUGGGCUCCUCGACCAGAUGAUCCGUGCCUACCCCACCCCUCCCCUCGUCCUCAGCUCCGUCCACCGCGCGCUCUCCGGUUCCGACCAGGGUCGCCGGCCUGUCGUCCUCGACGUGCUCGUCGACACCUACAAGAAGACCGGGAGGGUCCGAGACGGCGCCGAGGUUGUCCUGCUGAUGAAAGAUCUCGGUUUGGCGCCCAGCCUUCGCUGCUGCAACGGGCUGCUCAAGGACCUGCUGCGCGCUGACGCCCUGGAUCUGCUCUGGAAGGUGCGCGGUUUCAUGGAGGGCGCCGGGAUUUCGCCCGAUGUGUACACUUACUCGACGCUGAUCGAGGCCUACUGCAAGGUCCGGGACUUGGAGUCUGCCAAGAAGGUGGUUGAGGAAAUGCGUGAGACGGGAUGCAGCCUGAAUGUAGUGACCUACAAUACAUUGAUUGGUGGUCUGUGCAGAGCUGGAGCCAUUGAAGAGGCGUUUGGAUACAAGAAGGAGAUGGAGGAUUAUGGGCUGGUUCCAGAUGGGUUUACCUACGGAGCUAUCAUUAAUGGUCUGUGCAAGCGUGGCAGGCCGGAUCAGGCAAAGUGCUUGCUGGACGAGAUGUCUUGUGCUGGGUUGAUGCCUAACGUGGUUGUUUAUUCAACUCUGAUUGAUGGGUUCAUGAGGCAGGGCAAUGCAGAUGAAGCUUUUAAGAUAGUCAAGGAGAUGUCUGCUGCUGGGGUGCAGCCGAACAAGAUCACCUAUGACAAUCUCAUCCGGGGUCUCUGUAAACUGGGGCGGAUGGGCAGGGCUUCCAGGAUUCUGAAGCAAAUGACUAAAAUUGGUUAUAUGGCUGACACUAUGACUUAUAAUCUGGUCAUUGAAGGUCAUCUCCGACAGCAUAACAAAGAAGAAGCUUUUUUGCUGCUUAAUGAAAUGAGGAAGGGUGGUAUUUCACCUAAUGUAUACACUUACAGCAUAAUCAUCAACGGGCUGUGCCAAAUUGGUGAAUCAGAAAGAGCAAGUGGUCUCCUUGAGCAAAUGAUUGCAGAUGGUUUAAAGCCCAAUGCGUUUGUUUAUGCACCUCUUAUCUCAGGCUAUUGCAGGGAAGGUAGUUUCUCAUUGGCUUGUGAAACUCUCAAAAAGAUGACCAGGGAAAACUUAACCCCUGAUUUGUACUGCUACAAUUCUCUUAUAAUUGGAUUGUCUAAUGUGGGAAAGAUGGAUGAAGCCAUAGAGUACUAUGACGAGAUGCUGGAGAAAGGAUUUCAGCCUAAUGAUUUCACAUAUGGUGGUCUGAUUCAUGGCUAUAGUAUGGCUGGGAAUCUAGAAAAGGCUGAACAGUUACUUCAUCAGAUGCUAAACAGUGGACUAAAUCCCAAUGAUUUUAUCUAUGCCCAAAUCCUAGAAGGUUACUUCAAGUCAGACAAUCUUGAAAAGGUUUCCUCUACUCUUAAAUCCAUGUUAGAAAAGGGGUUAAUGCCAGACAACCGUUUGUAUGGAAUCGUGAUUCACAAUCUAUCCAGCUCUGGACAUAUGCAAGCUGCUGUUAGUGUUCUCUCAGUGAUUGAGAAGAAUGGAUUAGUUCCUGAUUCGCUUAUAUACGGUUCCUUGAUAUCUGGUUUUUGCAAGGCAGCUGACAUGGAGAAAGCUGUUGGUCUUCUUGAUGAGAUGGCUAAAAAAGGUAUAGAGCCUGGUAUUUCAUGCUAUAAUGCCCUGAUCGAUGGGUUUUGUAAGUCUGAUGAUAUUUCUCAUGCCCGUAAUAUCUUCAAUAGCAUAAUAUGUAAGGGAUUACCCCCAAAUUGUGUGACAUAUACAACUUUGAUUGAUGGAUACUGCAAAGCUGGUGAUAUCCGUGAUGCUAUUGAUCUGUAUAAUGAAAUGCUUACAGAGGGGGUAGCUCCAGAUGCUUUUGUCUAUAGUGUGCUUGCUGCUGGCUGCUCAAACUCCGGAGACCUUCAACAAGCUCUGUUUAUAACUGAGGAAAUGAUUGCUCGGGGAUAUGCAAUUAUUUCUUCUUUCAACACCUUGGUCCAUGGCUUCUGUAAACGUGGAAAAUUACAGGAAACUGUGAAGUUUCUCCACGUGAUGAUGGAUAAAGACAUAGUACCUAGCCUGCUGACUGUUGAAAAUAUUGUGAUUGGACUCGGUGAGGCUGGGAAACUCAGUGAAGCACACACGAUUUUUGUUGAGCUGCAACAGAAGAAUGCUUCACAUCGUGAUACAGAUCAUUUGUCCUCAUUGUUUACAGACAUGAUAAACCAAGGACUAGUUCCUCUAGAUGUGAUACAUAACAUGAUCCAGUCUCAUUGCAAACAAGGCUAUUUGGACAAGGCUUUGAUGCUACAUGAUGCUCUUGUUGCAAAAGGUUCUCUUGUGGGCUGCACAUCUUAUCUUGCUUUAUUGGAUGGCCAUUGCAGGAAGAGCAAACUGAUUGAAGCUUUAAAUUUUCUAAAAGAAAUGAAAGAGAUGGAUAUUUGUCCUUCUGAGGAUCAGUGCAUGACACUCUUAAAUAGUCUUCACUCAUCAGGAUUCAUCCAAGAAUACAAUAAAGUGUUUGAUACUAUGCUAUCUUACCAGUGGUUACAAAAGGAAAGCAAAGUCUGUAAUUCGGUUUGUAAUAGUCCGGAAUCUGUGAAUGCAGAAUAACUAAAGACUGCAAAUUUAUGGACCCCUUUUUGAUAGAUAAUAGUUUGAACGGAUUAGUUCACUCCAUAGAAUUGGGCUGCUUUCUUGUUGUUGCAAAUCAGGAACUAUAUGCCUGUGCAGCUUUAGGUUAAUCUGUUUAGUGGUCCUGCACUUCUGGUUCAGGUAUUACUGGUGGAUGGUGAGAGGAGGCUGUGUCUGUGAGUAAUGCAAAGAGUGCAACUGCAUAACAAUGAUGCUAGAAUUGAUAAUCAGAGAAGGGACAUAACUGCAGAUUAACAAAUUUUCUUGCUUUGAUUUACCCAUGUAAUUAGUUUUGUUAACUGAUUUCGUUUGUUGGCCAACUAUAGGAUUGCUUUGUAUGGGAUUCUUUCUUUCCCAUUUUAAUACAAAGAUACAUAGCUCUACUGCGUGAUAAAAAAAACCUACUAUUUCUCAGCUUCAUUCUGAUCAAUUGAUUUCUAGAUGCAUCAGUGCUACCGACUACUGAGUUUGGUGAUGCCUUUGAUCAACCAGAAAACAAGCAGUUCUUCAUGUUGUAGAUGGCUUUGAUGGGAAGAUUUGGAUGAUUCUUAUAUGAUUUUGAAGUCAAGGAAAUCCCCUUCCUGGGAUGCAAAUAUACUUGGUCAAAUGAAAGGUCUUCAACGCCUGUUAGGUUGGAUUGAGCUUUCUGUUGCUCAGAAUGGGAGGACAUUUUCCCUGAUGCUGUUCUGCAGAGCACCCCCUUAGUUUUUUCUGAUCAUUGCCCUCUUAUUCUAGGUUUGAAGGUUAGCACAAAAGGCAAGCGGCCUUUUCAUUUCAGAAGUUUUUGGACAAAAAUCCCUGGCUUUCUGGAUGCUGUUCAGCAGAAGUGGAAUGCUCCCGUCGCCUCAUCUCUUGCAGCCACUUCCCAUGCACCAUGUCAGUCACCGGGUUUCUUUCUUUGGAUGAUGCUGUGAUGUUUUUGUGGCCAUCCUGCACUGAUCUUGAGACCAUCAAACUCAUCCUUGAUUAUUUUGGGCACGCGUCGGGUCUCCGAAUAAAUUUGGCAAAAAGUUCAGUUUCUCCUGUUCAUUGUUCUGAAACUGAUUUGCUGCUCACUUCAGAAAUUCUGUCAUGCCCGGUCAAGGAUUUCCCAUGCACUUACAGUAUCUAGGCCUUCCUAGCCCUAGCAGUUUGGGCCGAGCAGAUUAUCUACCACUACUGCAGUACAGCGGCAACCGAAGAAAUCACGCUGCCUGCAGUUUGUAUCUAUUAUUUCGGUUAUAUUCGAGAAACACGAAUUUGCUAAUUUUUAUAAUGUCUGAGUAGCGCUGUUUCAA